Puccinia triticina is the source of this 660-nucleotide messenger RNA. RefSeq lists its product as uncharacterized. Bases 1 to 660 code for a protein of 219 amino acids. Gene Ontology annotation, biological process: amino acid transmembrane transport. Lineage: Eukaryota; Fungi; Basidiomycota; Pucciniomycetes; Pucciniales; Pucciniaceae. The transcript has 9 exons. The record is from RefSeq and is a predicted model, not a curated record. Gene Ontology annotation, molecular function: amino acid transmembrane transporter activity. Gene Ontology annotation, cellular component: membrane.
AUGGGUCACAGUAACUACAAUACUGAUGCCGAGAAAGCGAUUUCACCUGUCAUAGCAUUAUCGAAUGCUGGGGCGGAAUCGAGUGACUUGCCCGAGUCUCAUCAGCUUCAUAGGCAGCUUCAAAAUCGACAUGUGGCCAUGAUCUCCAUUGGAGGGGCAAUAGGCACGGGAUUGUUCAUUGGAACGGGUUCCGCAUUGGCCAACGGGGGGCCUUUUACACUAGUAUUUGGCUAUUCCUUGAUGGGAUUAAUGAUAUGGACACUUAUGUGCAGCUUAGGGGAGAUGAUUGCACAUUUACCUAUUCCCGGUGGUCAUCUUGCGCUUGCGGAUCGCUUCUUUUCACCAAGCCUAUCAUUCACUCUGGGAUGGUCUUAUUGGUAUCUUUGGUCAAUGACUCUCCCAACUGAGCUUUCAGCCUCGGCGCUUUUUGUUGGUUUUUGGACAGAAAAGGUGAACAUGGCAAUUUUUUCUUUGAUAAACCUGGGAGGAGUACGAUUUUACGGGGAGAUGGAAUUUUGGUUCUCCAGUGUCAAAGUCAUUACAAUUGUUGCAGUCAUUAUCUUGGGUCUAGUUUUGGACCUAGGUGCCGUCACGGGAGACAGGAUUGGAUUUCGAUAUUGGAGAGACCCAGGUACAGACGACGACUUUUGCGUAUUUUAG